This is a messenger RNA of Baudoinia panamericana UAMH 10762, 582 nucleotides long. RefSeq lists its product as uncharacterized. The coding region runs from base 138 to 464 and encodes 108 amino acids. The transcript has a single exon. The record is from RefSeq and is a predicted model, not a curated record. Lineage: Eukaryota; Fungi; Ascomycota; Dothideomycetes; Mycosphaerellales; Teratosphaeriaceae.
AGCCCAUUGUUCUCUGUACCCGUACUCCCUGGGAAUGGCAAAGCAUUCGUGCAUAUGACAGGCUCAUUCUCCAGCACUGCAUUGCGCUACUUCUCAGCGGUGUCCGCACCGCAUGCCGAACUCUCUGGAUCUGGUAGAUGAAGAUUUACGAGGUACCUCGCCACCUCACGCGGUGGUGGAACUUCCGGUAUACUCGCCGCCCCACACUACGGUUACACCCCGACCUGCACGCAUUAUCGUGUGCGCAACGUGGUCUACGUGCUGUGCAAAAAAAGUUUGGUAACUGCUUGCUUAAUGGUAGGAUGGGCACUUGUCUCGAGCGGACCCUGGUUGUUCCUGCAGCAAAAAUACGACGUGGCUGCAGCAUGAAUCCACCACCAAAGUGCUCUAACCCACAGCGAUGUAUACAAUCGCACAGAGAGCCCGAGCCGGAAGUGAGAUUGCGACCAGAAAGUUCGUACUGAUGGCGACUCGCCCAAACGUCAGGCUACCCGGCAGCAAUUCCAUCUGACGACCGAAGACAACGACCGAAGUGAUUGCAUUGCUGCAUGUCUCGUGAAGGACUCUAGACGCUGCGAACGC